AUGGUGGAUCCCGACAACAUUGUUAGAGAUGCGUUAGAAGUUCCAGAAGAGGUCAACGUAGAUGCUAAGUCUAAAGAGUCGAGUAACAAUCUUAAAACGAUUGUCGUUGCGGUGGAUGUUCGACCACAAUUUAUAAAUGAAAUGACUUUCACUUGUUGUGAACAUUUGCUACAGUGGAUCCGAAAUGAAGCAAGUAAACUUGGAUUUAGCAUUGUGAUAGCAAGGUCCGACAAUGGCACUAGUAGAAGGCAAACAUUUGUUGUGAUGGGAUGCGAGAGGGGUGGGAAGUAUGUUCCAACGAAUCAGAAGUUAAAACAUGAUGACACGAGAUCGAGAAAGUGUGCGUGUCCAUUUAAGUUGCGCGUAUCUUGUAGGGUUGAUUCUUUAUGGUGUUUUAGCAUCAUCUGCGGAAUUCAUAAUCACGCAUUGAAGACCAAGCUACACGGCCAUCCAAUUGUGUGUCGGCUAAAUCGCGAAGAGAAGGAUUCUAUUUCAGAAUUAUCAAUAAUCAAAGUUGCACCUAGAAACAUACUUUCCGAUUUGAAGCAAAAAAUACCAGAUAGUAUUUCAAAUAUCAAGCAGGUAUACAAUGAACGUUACCAUCUUAGCACUGCGAAAAUAGGUCUGAGGUCGGAAAUGCAACACCUUUUUAAACUUUUGGGUGAUAACCAAUAUGUUUCAAGUUUCAGAGCUUGUGAGGACAAAGUUACUGUUCGUGACAUAUUUUGGACUCAUCCCGAAAGUAUCAACUUUCAACACAUUUUCAAUCGACCUUAUAAUUGA
Messenger RNA from Vicia villosa (hairy vetch), 783 nucleotides. RefSeq lists its product as uncharacterized. Gene Ontology annotation, molecular function: DNA-binding transcription factor activity, RNA polymerase II-specific; methylmalonate-semialdehyde dehydrogenase (acylating, NAD+) activity; malonate-semialdehyde dehydrogenase (acetylating, [NAD(P)+]) activity. Bases 1 to 783 code for a protein of 260 amino acids. The transcript has a single exon. Gene Ontology annotation, cellular component: mitochondrion. The record is from RefSeq and is a predicted model, not a curated record. NCBI's taxonomy places the organism in Eukaryota, Viridiplantae, Streptophyta, Magnoliopsida, Fabales, Fabaceae. Gene Ontology annotation, biological process: L-valine catabolic process; thymine catabolic process.